GUUUGUCAUAUUCAUACUUUAAACUUUAGGAGAUUGUGUGUUUUAGGUGUGCACACUUUUGAAUCUGUGUUGCGUUUUAUGUUUAUGGUCCUCUAUAUCUUACACUUCCUUUACUUUAAUUGCUGUGUUUUUUCCGUUUUUGUUUAGAUUCCUCUAUCUAAUUCUAAUCUUUCUCAUUCUUUAUGAUCAUGCAUUCAUCUUGAGAUGAGAUGUGCUAUAAAUGGCACAUCAGUAUGGAUAAAUCUUAAAGAACAUUUUAAAUUACCAAAGACUUGCAUUCUUCUGCUUCCCCAACUUAUUAUUUUCUAAACUUUUUUCAAUUUUGCUUUUGCUUUUGCUUUUUGGGGGAAAUAGCUAAAACUUGUCAUAUCAACCAAAAUAGCUAUUUGGAACCUGCCCUGAAUAUAUGUGUGCUGUUUGCAGCAGUAGCUGGAUGUGAAGAUAUGCUACAGACCACUGGAAGAUGUCUUUCAUGAUGGCCAAUUCCGUUGAUCCCUGCAAAUCCUCUGCCCCGCCUCACACUUCUGCACCCUCUGCAGAUGGUAGUAUUGAGGCCACUUUUUCCUCCUUAACUGCUUAUUUACAGGAUCAGAUUCCAAGAAGCAAAAUACUGGCCAAAUGUUCUGUUCUUCUUCAUUCUUUUUUUUCUUAAAAAGUGUUCAUUUGCACAUUCUUUUACAGCCUAGGAAUGGUUGGGCAAAUGCUGUACAUUGCAGCAUAGCCCAGACUGCUGCAUAUGAGGCCUGCUCUUUUGACUCAAGAAACUCUUUGCCUCUGAGCAUCCGGAGGUAAACCCAAAUACUGGCAUAAGCCGGUAGGGUUUGUAUGUUGGGAAAAGUUAGAAAAGAAAAUGAAACGUUUCAGAGAUUUGCAAAUGCAGGUUGGAAGGGUGGAGAAUGAGAACCAGAUGAGCACUUUCUGAAAUUUCCCUUUAAAGAAUUGCAUCAAAGGGUGCAUCUUCUUCCCUUCCAUGGCACAGUGACAGAAGGAACGGCACCUGGUGGAAAUUCUCACUUUGACACAACAAAUCAGCUUAAAUGCCUUCUGUUCUGGAAAUUAGCCAGACCCAGGAUUACGGAAUUUUGGUUGUGUUGGCAACUCUACCAGCUUCUUAUAACCACCUGGAAAAACUGAGGUUUGGCUUAUUGCCUUGGUAGAGCAUGCAAUCCCCAUCUGCCACUAUUCCAGAUGCUUUUAAGCAGCCACUAAGCCGUAUGUUGACAGCACUUUCUAUCCUUUAUCUCAAGUACCUGUUUGUGAGAAUAUGCCGCAAACUGGUAAUUCCCAAGCUGCAUGCCGUAUAUGACCUGAGCAUAAGAAAAGCCCAGCUGGUUCAGAGCAUUGGUUCAUCUGGCCCAACGUCAUGUUUACCUCCGUUGCCAAACAAACACCUUCAGUAAGCCCAUAAGCAGGGCUGGAAAAGCAAUAGCCUGCUCCUGCUGUGGCUCCUCAGCGCUAGGUAUUCUGUGAUACAGCUGCCUCUGGCACUGAUAUUUCAUGUUGCCAUCACAACUAGUUAGCCAAUAGCUAGAUCCAUUAUUAUGUCCACAUGGAGCUUCCCAUUCAGAGGCAGCGUACCCCUGAAUGCUAGUUCCUGGUGGGGCAAACAAGGCAACUUGCACAGAAGGAAACAGCACGCUGGACUUGUUGAGAUCUCCUGUGGCAUGCGGCUUGUGGAUUACAGCCUUAAAGCCACUGGCUAUUGCAUACUGUGGCAAUGACUGAAUUGCAUGCUGCUAUUUGUGUCUGUCCUAAAUUGGCUGCCAAACAGUUUGGCUGGGUGUGCCAUGGGGGGGGGGGAACAGAAAGGCCCUAUGAGCCCAGAGUGUCAUCUAUGAAGGGGGCUGCUUGCUGCCUCUCUGUAUGAUUAACUGUUCUGGACAGGUUUCCCUUCCACAAGAGGUGAGCAGUUCUUUUGUGUUUCUGUAUUGUGGAGGGCUAAAUGCUCAAAUCCAUCCCAUCAGAAUAGAGUUGCUGUUUGGCCAAAAACUAAAAGAAUACCUCUUGCUGUGUCUUUUAACAGCAGCUUGGUACGAAGGAGGAAUCCUCUCGUGAAGCAUUUCACAGCAUCCCGAGCUGCUAAGCUAAGCUUCUGUUAAAGGUACAGGGAAUAAAUUGAUAAUAAAGCAAACCUACCUCCAGCAGAAACUUCUUGUUGCAUUUCUGAAUGAGUUCGUGAUCUUGGCUUGCCUCAUUUCAGUCAGGAGCCAUAUCCAGAACAGCAACUCCUUCAGAAAAGUAGGGUGUGUGCAUAUUGCUCUGAGGGUCAGCAAUUCUUGCUCUUGCACAAGCUACAAGUAAACCUUUUGGGAUAAAAGGCUGGAGUAUGACUCAAAAAUUAUCAAUAUGGGGCAGGAUUGGGAACACUAAUUGCCCAUAGUGAAAAGUUCUAGAGCAGGCAUCCCCAAACUUCGGCCCUCCAGAUGUUUUGGACUACAGUUCCCAUCUUCCCCAACCACUGGUCCUGUUAGCUAGGGAUCAUGGGAGUUGUAGGACAAAACAUCUGGAGGGCCGCAGUUUGGGGGUGCCUGGCAUAAGCUUUCAUGGGCUGGAGCCUAGCACCUUGGCCAGCAUCCUGUUUUCACAGUGGCCAACCCGAUGCCCAUGUGACGCUCACAGACAGAACCUGAGCCCAGCAGCACUCUUCAUGAGCACAACAUCACAAACUCUUAUGCCGUAAUAAUUUUUUUUAAGGUAGUACAAGAUUAUUUGUUGUUUAAACUGUCACAAGUACGUGGAAUUCAAGAUAAAUCAAUGGGUUUCAUAGCAAGUGUGUGGGGAAGCCCUAGGUUUGACCCACCAGGCAGCUCUUUCUAUCUACUUUCCAACUGCUCUUUUGAACAGGGUUUAAAAUGUGUUUUGAACUACACAUGUUUGGCCUCCCUCCUCUUUUCUCUCCAUCCCUGUUUUGUCACUUGUAGUAGCUUGUAAAAAGUCUGUUUGUGCAACAAGUCUUGCCUCUACAGUCAAAGUUUAGCUCGGCAAACUUUGUGCUGAAAACAUCCAGAAAUGUUUUGAGAUAACACUUAUCUGCUUUUGUUCUCUGUGUGUUGUGUGUUGUAUUUUGAAUUGCUCGUUUUAAUGCCGCAAUUUUACUUUUUAAAAAAAAUCUUUGGCAAAUAUUUUUAUUUUUUAUUUCCAGCUACAAGUCAUUGGUUAUGUUAGCAUCCAUGGUUUUAAAAAUAACCUCUUUGGACUUUUCCUGGUGGUCACUUUUCAAGACGUAUUAGCUGUGCCUGGAGUGCUGGAUCUGUGCCAUAUUUAUCACACAUGUACUGUUAUACACAGCGGCACCUGUGAGUUACAUAAAAGGCCUCAUUCAUAUGGAAGUCUUGUGUUUGUGCUCCUUGUGGAGGCCAAGAACAAGUUCAAACUGUGUAACGGAGAAAAAUAUUGAACCAGCAGUAAGGAAGAGAGUGAUUUCUGAACACCCGCAAGUUUCUGUCUCCCUCAAGUACAAAGCUGUUGCUUUCCUUCUAAUGCUUGGUGCAUGAAAAGUUUGGCUGUGUGUUCAUUCUUCCUUUUGAUUCCUUAUCUAGAACCACCAGCACCAUACUUUAAAGCACUGUUAUACCACUUUGAAUAGUCAUGGCUUCCCCCAAAGAAUCCUGGGCACUUAAGGGUGCCGGAUUCUUAGGAGAGACCCCUAUUUCCCUCACAGAGCUAAAUUUCCCAGAGUUCCCUGGAAGAAACAGCCAAUUGAUAGCACUCUAGAUGAUAACUUCAUUUCAUUUAUUGCUUGCAUCCUGUUUUUCCUUCCCGAAGAAAGCCCAAAGAGGGUAACUGAAAGCCGAAAGCAAUUAAUUGAACACAAAAUAUCUGAAUGCUAUAGCAAAGUGUAGCAUAUAUCAGAAUUAUAGUGACUGGAGUUGCCUCCUUGUGGAAAGAGCUCAUAGCACUGAACAUUCCUCUAAAGUCUAUACCCUCCUGCAUUACCUUGCAGCAUUUUGCUGAAAAGUGAAUGGAGAUGUAUAAUCAAAAAGGGCAAAAAGAGGACAGUGACCUGCAAAUUUAUGUUUUGAUGCAAACUGAGAAAUAUAGUACAGCUCACCAGGCUUGGACUGGACAGCCCUUCAGACAGAGGACUCUUUCAAAAGAUGAUGGUCUAUAAAAAUAGGAUACACAGCCACCCUAUAUUUAGUUGUUAUAGUUGUUAUUACAAUGAAUUUAUCAAUUGCCUUCUAAGCUACGAUCUCAUUGUGAUUUGUGCAUAAGCUAAUUCAAAACAUUUCGAAAACACAAAAAGUACAUUUAAUGUGAGAAAGAAACUAGUCUUGCUAAAGGGGGACACCUCUGGUAAAGACCCAUUUUGCCCUUUGUUACGCAGACCUUGAAUCCUGACCCCUGUUUAUACACCCCCAAAAUGUUAUGAGCUCUGGGGAGUUUUUAAGGAAGCCUGAAAGUUGGCUCUUUGCCCCCUUUUCUGGAAAGUAGGUAUACAAUCGAUUAAUUACAUAACAGCAAAGGGCCCCAACUGACCACAGGAUCCACCUCUAUUAAUCUGACCCUAGAAGUGAAUGCUGAGGAAUUUCUGUUUAUUAUUCAAGAUCGCAAGGAUUGUUAUAAAUUGAAAACUGCACAAAGGGCACUGGGACAGCUUUGAAGUAAUUUAAAUGUAUGUGGUAUUUAAACUUGAAGAAUGGACAUUGUUCUAGGGGCACAAGAAUGUAAAGCGGGAGUGAAGAAAGAAGUAACACUGGUUACCUGUUGAGAUUCCCCUCCAUGCACCUGUAAUUCUCGCCCGAAAAACCUGGAGCUUCUCAAAUGUCGGGAGGGGCUACUUUUAAUCUGAGCAUGAAAGCAUCAAGUCACCACUGCAUAACCAGGUGCUUGUUUAAGCUAUCCUGUGGAUCUGAAAGAUUUAAGAGGUAUUCCACCUCCGGCUUCUCCAGGCUGGAGAAAGUGGGCAUCCGCCACCCUCCACCUUUGCCUUUCAUCGGAAACCUUUUAUACUUUCGAGAGGGCUUUUGGGAAGAACACAAGAAACUGAUAAAUGAAUAUGGACCUGCUUGUGGGUAUUACAUGGGUCGCCGUAUGUACAUUGUGGUAUCUGAGCCAGAGAUGAUCAAGCGUAUCUUGAAGGAUGAUUUUGGAAACUUUACUAACAGAAUGACUCCAGCCUUGGCUUCUAAGCCUGUUGCAGACAGCCUUCUCAUGCUGCGUGACAAGAGGUGGGAAGAUGUCCGAAGCCUGUUGACCCCAGCCUUCGGUGCUGCAAAGACGAAAGAGAUGGUGCCGCUAAUCAACCAGGCAUGUGACGUCCUGCUGAGUAACUUAAAGGUCUAUGCAGAUUCUGGCACAGCUUUUGACAUCCAAAGGAAUUACAGUUGCUUUACCCUGGAUGUUGUUGCUAGUGUGGCUUUUGGUACCCAUGUGGACUCCCAGAAGAAUCCUGAGGAUACGUUUGUUAAGAACACCAGACGAUUCUUUGAACUUUCAUUAUUUAAACCCAUCUUAAUCUUAGCCAUUGCAUUUCCGUUCGUAAUGGUCCCCCUGCUUCAGAUUUUGCCAAAUAAGAAACGAGAUGAGGUGAAUGGAUUUUUUAUCAAUGCCAUUAAGAAUAUGAUUGCUUUGAGAGACCAGCAAGACCCAAAUGAGAGACGCAGGGAUUUCCUCCAGCUGAUGCUUGAUGCCCGGAGCUCUGCUAAUGACAUCACCGUGGAACAUUUUGACACGGUCAGCCAAGCCGAUGUUUGCAUUCAGGAAAAUGAGACAUCUGCCAGCAAAGGCCUGCCUCAGAAGCGAAAUCCAAAAACGUUGAGUGAUGAUGAAAUAGCUGGCCAGGCCUCCUUAUUCUUGAUUGCUGGCUAUGAAACCACCAACAGUGCCCUCUCCUUUGCCACUUACCUGUUGGCCACCCAUCCUGAGUGCCAGGAAAAGCUGCUCCGAGAGGUGGACGAAUUCUUUUCGAAACAUGGUGUUCCUGACUAUGAAAACAUACAUGAACUCCCCUACUUGGAUAUGGUGAUAGCAGAGACUCUGCGCAUGUAUCCACCAGCGUUCAGGUUCACCCGGGAAGCAGCAAAAGACUGCUUAGUUUUGAAGCAACGUAUACCUGCUGGUGCUAUAAUGGAAUUUGCUGUUGGACACCUCCAUUACAAUCCAAAGAUUUGGCCAGAACCUGAGAAGUUUAUUCCCGAGAGGUUUACAGCAGAGGCCAAGCUGCAGCGCCCCCCACUUUCUUACCUCCCCUUUGGGGCUGGCCCUCGUGGAUGCAUUGGCACCCAGCUGGCUUUGAUGGAAAUAAAGGUGGCAUUUCUGAGAAUCUUGCAGAAGUUUGAGUUCAAAGCCUGCUCCAAGACAGAGAUUCCUUUGAAGGUGAAAUCUCACAUGACACUCGGACCACAAAAUGGAGUCUACAUCAAGGUGGUUCCUCGAUAGAGCAAAAUGGCCAGCAAUCUUGAUGUGCCUUCCAAGGAGAUGCCAGCUUGCUGUGUGAUGUAUUACUGCUGAAAACUAUAUGCUGGAAGAGCCUUUCCCCUUUUACCUUCCUUGAAAAUAACAGGUGCCUAUUGAAUUCUGCCAUAUCUUAGCUGGGCCAGAAAAAGAUUUGUAAGACAACCUUGUAUUUAAGAACUUGCUGAAAAGCCAUAGCCAACCAGGAAUUCCAUGUGGGCAGGUGAACUGAGGGAGAGGGUGAUUUGCCCUACUUACACCAGCCCAUUUGGUAAAAGACACUUUAAAAAAACUCGGCUGGUAUCCUGCAUUUCUGUGUUGGGUGCAGAGCAGGCUUUCUCAAAAUUGCUGGUUAUUUACAAGGUUGCCUUAAGAACUAAUGGCAAAGUUAGGAAUACAGGUAGGCUAAUGAGCUAGCACUCCCUUCCCUGCCACAGAAAGCCAGUCCAUACAUGCAACAAAACAGAAGAAGCAGUGCAAGAGAUCUGCAAUUCUUGCUCCACUUCUGCUGCAACAUGGAUGUGGAUGCUUGAGAUCCACUUAGCUUCCAUGAUGACUUGUUCCUAUUCUUCGAGUGUAAAUAACUAUUGACUUGUGCUGCAUGUUGAUCAGGCAACUUCUCCUAAUGGUUGCCUACAAGCAACAGCAAAAUCAUUUUCCUUUGUCCUCAGCUAGUUAGAAAUUGGUGAUGGUAAUGUGCAGGUUCGAUCCCCGUAAGGAACAGCUGCAUAAUUCCCGCAUUGCAGAGGUUUGGACUAGGCGAUCCUCAGGGUCCCUUCCAACUCUACAAUUCCAUUACAUAAUUAGCAGUUCAUGACCUUUACAAGGAAAACUUCCUUACAUUUUCUUAGAAGAGGAUUUCUAUGACAAUUACAAGAAAUCUUAGGAGGCCAAAUUGCCCUAUCCAGACCAAUUCCUGCGAUUCUACAGGGGAAUCUCAGAACAAAAAGAGAAGCAAAAUUUCUGAUGGGAGCUCAAAAAGCAACGUAACAUACAAUGCAGAAAGUCAACUUCUGCAGAAAGGGCCUUGGGAUGUAAUCAUAACCCCACUUACUAGGAGCAAGUCCCAUUGAAUUCAAUAAUGUUGGGGAAAUAUCGCAGUUAAAACCCAAUACUUUGGGUGCUGCCUGGAAUGACGAAUAGAAUCCAGACGCCAAUUACCAGUAAAACAGGGGGGGGGAUUAGGUGUUACAUGGCCAGUACCACCUCAACCAGCAAAUACUAUGAAGUGGUACACCGAAUAUGAAAACAGCACAAACAUUAUACACUGACAAGCAAAAGGGCAGUUGUGGCCAUAUCUGACACUUGCUUUACUGGUUUAAUCAUGAGGCACAGCAACGUUAUCUUUCUCUCCUGCCUUUGUACUUGACAGUUAUGCAAUAGUUCCUGCAUACAUGUUGUUCUGUUCUGUUCUCUCGUGGUUUUCUUGCAAGCACAAUCUUCACAAUCCAACCCAGGCCCUUCUUUCACACAUUUCAGUUUUCAUUGUAUAAUCACAGAAUCAGAGUUGGAAGGGACCGCAAGGGUCAUCUAGUCCAACCCCUUGCAAUGCAGGAAUCUCUUGCAAAACAUGGGGCCAAGAGUCUCAUGCUCUACCAACUGAGCUAUCCCCCAAAAUCAAUAAUUUCUUCAACAAUAGCAUUUGUACAUCUGAGUAGACAUGGUUAGGUUGCAACGUUUGAUCUCUUAAUAGCCAUAGCAAGAACAGAGGACAUUCUUCGACUAGAACUGUUUUACCUCUAGGUGUCAAAAUAAGAGAAGAAUAUUACUCCUGAACAUAUGUUUUCCUUUGGACCACAUCAGUGAGGCCGGGGGGGGGGGGCACGGUCUUGUUGUCUGGGCAGCAGAGGACCUCCACACGUGUUGCCCAGGUUUGUGUCCCAGGGAAGUCACUUUAGUGCUGCUAGCACAGCUGUUUGACUUCACCCUUGGAGGCACACUCCGUUGUCUCUCGAGACAGACGGGUGCCAACAAUCAGGCAGAUGGCACAUUACUGUCAAUUUUCAUUUCUGAGAUGUACCAUACUUUUCGCUCCAUAGGAGGCACUUUUUUCCUCCUCAAGAGUAAGGGGAAAUCUCUGUGCCUCCUAUGGAGCGAAUGCCAUGGCUCCAGCAGCAGGAUCUCUCGGCUGCUGCUGCAGUCUGAGCGGAGGGAUGGCUCUGCCGCUGAGCCAGUGCCACUCCCAACUGCAGGCGGGCAGCUGCAGAGGCGGAGGCGCUCCUUUCGGCCACCACUGCCGCUGCCCGCCUUUGCCGCUCGCAAGAGCAGGAAUCGGAGCCUGCGGUCUCUCCCGACUGCACGCUCCGAUCUCUUGCAAGCGUCAGAGGCAGGCAGUGGCAGAGGCGCGCGCAGGGGGGGGGGGUUGCUCCUUUUGGCCGCCUCUGUUGCUGCCCGCCGCUAGCAAAGGCAGGGAUCGGAGGCAUGGUCGAGAGAGGCGCUGCGCUGCGUCUCUCGCGACCGCAACUUUUUUGCAAGCGGUGGGCGGAGGUGGCGGGGGGGGGGGAAGAGGAAUGAGCAGCAGCCCCAGGGUGCUCUUCCUUCUCCGAAGCCGCCGCCCGCUGCUCGCAAAAGCAGAGCGUGGUGGCGGUGACAGGAACGAGCAGCUCUUCCUCCUCCGAAGCUGCCCCCAGUGUACUUGGCUUUUGCGAGCGGCGGGCGGCUGGGGGGGGGGAGAGGAACGGAAAGCAGGCACCCGAGCCCCGGAGAGGCUGUUGCUCCGCUUGCAACCCGCCUGCCUUCCGUUGGCUCCUCUUUUAAAGUAAGCGAAGCGCAUGCUUUAAAUGAGCCCAUGGAAUGCAAGAGGAGCCGUUUCUCCCCGCUCGCCCUUCCGCCGCCGCCGCUUCCUUCACUGCUCUGUGAAGCAUCUCCUGCCCCCCCCCACCGCCACUGCUGCUUUCAAAAGCCUGCUUUUACGAGCGGCGGGAGGACAGGUUUGACAGAUCUCAAGUAAAUUGGGCUACUGUUGAAAAAUACUUAAGGGGGCAAGUUGUAUUACAGUGCAGUCCUGUCUGCACAAAAGUAAGCCCUAGUCGUUUCAGUGGCCUUAGACCAGAGAAUACAGGAACUUAAAUGGGGUAUUUUAAAACCAAGCCAUCAAAAGUAGUUUUAUGAGGAUAUCCUCCAGUUCCCAAAGUCAAUCUUGACAAAUGCAGUUUAACUGUCUAAUCUUACCCAACAAUGGAGGCAUUUUGUGAAUGUUAACUGGCUGCAGAAAUAGUCUAUGAUUUAGAGCACAUUCGUUAACCUUUUCAGUUAAUGGGCUGUCCCACGAAUUGUGUUGGAAAACGUACAAAGCUGCCUUACACAAAGUCAGACCAGAGGUCCAAGUAUUAUAAGAUGAUGUGUGUACUCUGGCUACCAGCAACUUUCCACUGUUCCAGGCAGGAGCCUGUCACAGCUGAAAUGCCAGGGACUCAACCUGGGACACUGUGCAUGCCAAGAAUGCACUACAGCACUAAGCUAUGGCUCUUCCUCAGGAGAAGGCAACUUUUAAAAACUGAAAGUAUUGAGAGUGGUUUACCAGUUACAACUGCAACCCCCCAACACUUUCACUCAGAAGUGGCACCUGCAUCAAUCAACUUGAACUAACCUUCCAAGUAAAUCAAUAUUUUGUUCACUUCCUAGUGAAAAGCAAAAGAAAUCAACAAAUAAGUCUCUACCGCCAGCUUCAAAAGUCGCGUCUACGCAUGUCCGGAAAUUCGUAGACGCGACUUCCGGUGUCGGCGGUGGCCAUUUUUGGUGCCCAUAGAAGGGCAAAGCGACACCGUAAGUUGCAUCAACGCAACUUCCGGUGUCAGGCGGCUGCUGGUCCCGGAUUCUGCAGUCCGGGACUUGGAAGGUAAGAGUCAACACAUCACAUGAAUUUGUUCAUUGGAUAAUUACAGCAUGAGCAGUAAGCACUAUACACAUGGCAAAUGGCAACACAAUUUCUGAAAGCUCAAAGUGUCUUCAGUUUCAGGGUGGCAGCACUCUACUAUGAAACUUUCACAUUAAGAUCUCAGGGAGGAGGAGGAGAAGGGGGCCAAAAUAUAUGUUUUGGGGAUGUGUGUUGUUUUGGAUGAAGUCUGCUCCAUACAAGAUGCUUUUUGCAUGAAUUUGUGGCUAAUUGCCAGAAAGAAAAACAAAACCAGUUGCUGUGACAGAGUGAUUAUUUUAGUUGCUAUGAUUAUUACAAUGAAGCAUCUUCAAGGAAUUCUCGUCUCUGCUUUAAACUGCACAUUUAAAAAUAAUUGGAGAAAGGAACUGCUUCUUCAUAGAUGACUAUAAUACUUUUCUGAGUAAACAAGCAUUUAAACUGCUAUUAUUGAUUACUAAAUGUGAAGCAUUUGUAUAUUUGCUUUUACUGUCUAAUUGACAAUUUUUUACAUUUACAAAAUAAAGGAACUUUGAAAGAGUUUGUAUAUACUUACCGUUUUUCCUGUGUUUCUUUGUGGUCCUUUUUUAUCCUUUGGCAGAGGUAGCCCAUCUUCACAACUCUCCCCAAAUUUGCAUGGCUAUCUUUUUAUUGUAGCCCUACAGAGCACCUCUGACCAAUGGCAGUUCUUUCUCCCACUGGAAACAUCUUCUGUGCCCCCAAUCCAACUCUGGCAGCAUAAAGUUAUAUGUAACUAGUUGUACCAGAAUGAACAUCCAAGUGAAAACAAUGAAGUCUGAACGGGCCACCUUUACAUCAGGAUGUCCAUCUACUAUAUUCCCAACACCCACUAAUCCAGAUGGCUCUCUGGACUGGAGCAUGUGUAUCGUUCUCCCUUUCUAGGCAAGCCCCUAGUUUCUCUUUCCAGUCCCCCAAAAUAACACCUUUUCAAGAAAAGUUAUUUACUGGAUUGCCCAUAAACGAAUGGCUUCCAUACGUUAACGCCAACCAACCACCACUCUUUGCUACUCCUCUUUCUUCAAAUAUUAUUUUCUCUCUACAGCCCUAUUUGCAACCAUCUAAUUCACAUCCUGUAUGCAGCAUAUCUAUUGAUGCCAAAUGAACAUUAAGUGGUGUUG
This is a messenger RNA of Zootoca vivipara (common lizard), 11388 nucleotides long. RefSeq names its product thromboxane A synthase 1 (gene TBXAS1). Gene Ontology annotation, molecular function: steroid hydroxylase activity; oxidoreductase activity, acting on paired donors, with incorporation or reduction of molecular oxygen; heme binding. Lineage: Eukaryota; Metazoa; Chordata; Lepidosauria; Squamata; Lacertidae. The record is from RefSeq and is a predicted model, not a curated record.